This is a messenger RNA of Mesorhabditis belari, 1029 nucleotides long. Lineage: Eukaryota; Metazoa; Nematoda; Chromadorea; Rhabditida; Rhabditidae. The record is from the annotation of a GenBank genome assembly.
AUGUCUCUACAAGUUCCGCAAAUUCAGCAACCCCAGCGACAACAAGGAGAGCCAUUGGUUCGGAGGAUGAGCCUUGGGGAUGUGUCGCUGGACGAUGGGGAACGCGUGGAAUUGAGCCUCAAUCGUUACAUAAUCAACGUCAUCGUUUUGUACGGGCUUGGAAUGGCGGUUGAACUACUGCCCUACCUUGUCGGCCCAUUCGAGCGCGGGUUUUUCUGCGACGACGAGACGAUUCAAUAUUCGUACAAGGGAAGUACGGUCAACGUCACCGCUCUCUACUUUUUCGCCAUGUGCGUCCCGCUGUUUAGUAUCCUUUGGGCCGAGUUCGUCGUUCAAGCGAGAAUCGAGAAGAGAAAAAGACGGUAUCACCUCCGUAACCGUAACGUGCACAGUCUCGUCGUGCACUUCUUUCAGGAAUUUGGCUACGUUCAACUCGGCCUCAUCUCGGUGCUCUCUUUGAUGCAAGUCACAAAAUUCGUCGUCGGUCGUCUACGGCCUCACUUCUUGACGGUGUGCAAGAUCGAGAAUCUCUCCGAGCUUUGCAAAACCGAUCACACUUUCGUCAACAUUGGUGAGUACACCUGUACGGGCGCGAAGACCGAUGUGCACGAGGCGCGUCUCUCAUUUUUCUCGGGUCACUCGGCGAUCUCCGUCUACACGGCUUUCUACGCCAUUCUCUACCUUCAGGCGAAACUUGGGCGUUUUGAGCCGACAAAAAUUUUCGUCAGUCUCGUGCAAACGAUUUUACUUUGUGCAGCUUUGGUGAUUUGCUAUACUCGAAUCACAGACAAUUGGCAUCAUUGGAGCGACGUGCUUGUCGGGAUCAUCGUCGGCAUUCUUGUCGCUAUUUGGACGGCUUUAUUCUGGGCUCGUCUUUUUGAGCGAACAGCGCAUUUCCGAGUGAGCCUAUUGCCGUUUUUCGAGAAACAAGACAGAAAUCUUGGACACACACCGGCCACCGCUUCAACGAAUGACAUCAACUCGCAGGGUGGAGGUGGAGAUCAAGCCUCAAUCGAUCAGCAACAUCUC